AUGUUAGAAGGUGCAAAAUCAAUGGGUGCCGGAGCUGCUACAAUUGCUUCAGCGGGGGCUGCUGUCGGUAUUGGAAACGUGUUCAGUUCUUUGAUCCAUUCCGUGGCGCGAAAUCCAUCAUUGGCUAAACAAUCAUUUGGUUAUGCCAUUUUGGGCUUUGCUCUAACCGAAGCUAUUGCAUCGUUUGCCCCAAUGAUGGCCUUUCUGAUCUCAUCCGUAUUCCGA
Ziziphus jujuba (common jujube) is the source of this 225-nucleotide messenger RNA. The record is from the annotation of a RefSeq genome assembly. Lineage: Eukaryota; Viridiplantae; Streptophyta; Magnoliopsida; Rosales; Rhamnaceae.